Messenger RNA from Suillus fuscotomentosus, 453 nucleotides. RefSeq lists its product as uncharacterized. The annotation marks the transcript as partial. The transcript has 2 exons. The record is from RefSeq and is a predicted model, not a curated record. NCBI's taxonomy places the organism in Eukaryota, Fungi, Basidiomycota, Agaricomycetes, Boletales, Suillaceae.
UUACCUGCCACGAUGCAGGUGGACCAAUGCUGGAUGAAGAAAUAUCUCCCCACUGUCAUGUUGUGGGCUGGGAGUUACGACGAUAUCUGGAAUAUCCCAGAUGAAGUCCUUCUCCUUCAUGCCCAGCUGAUUUUUAAUGCGGUAUACAAGGACCUCAACAUUACCAUCGUUCAUGGUGGUGUGAUACAUUCCCUGACUGCACAGCAUAUAUCCAAAUGGUGCAGCAAUUUUGGCUCAACAGGCAUAGUCAUCAUCCUGGACUUCUUGACACGAAACUCCAAUUGUGAUCCAGUUGAACUUGCCAAAUCGUUGAUUGCAGGUUAUGCAUUCUUGUUCGAGGACCCUGAAAACCCAAGUCCCCUCACGACAUAUUGUUCUCCCUUCAUCUUACAGUUAUUAGGCACAGCACAUCUCAAUGCCAUCAAUGGGUAUGUGGAGGUUCCCAGACUUGAU